AUGCUGUCUCUCAGUGCAAAACGCGUCUUUGUGGCACAAAUCAAGCCUCUGACCUUUUUCCAACGGGGAAAAGCGACACCUGCAUAUGAUGGCCAUAUACCCCUCAACUGGGGGGAAAAUGCAUUCACGGCAGUUGGCUCUGCCCUUGCAGCUCUUGCCGAUCCCCGCCGUGGUGAUAUGGUGGCUGCUUUGGGCGAAACUACUGCUGGGUCUGCUCUCCCCCGACUUCGUGAUCAGAUGCUCGCAUCAUCAGAAGGGCGAGCUAUUUUAAAGGAUCGCCCAAGAGUAAACACUAAUACUGUUGACAUGGUCACACUGGCCAAAAUGCCUAUUGGGAGUUGGGGCCAUACCUAUGUGACUUGGCUGGACCGUUGUGGAGUUACUCCGGAUACUCGUGAACCCGUUCAUUAUAUCGACGAUCCUGAACUUGCAUAUGUGAUGACCCGCUACCGCGAGUGUCAUGAUUUCUAUCAUGCUGUUUGCGGAUUAAGUGUAUCAGUCCCAUCUGAACUAGCUCUUAAAGUCUUUGAACUUGCCAACUUUGGAUUACCCUCAACAGCUCUAUCGGCUCUUUCGGGCCUUUCUGCUUUUUUCCCUGCGCUUCCAAGUCCAACCACUCUCGCUUAUAAACUGAGUCGUCCAAUACGUUUUCUCAAUCCUUACGACAAGCCUCCUGCUGAACCAAAACGGCCACUGGGAAGACUUACACCUCACCAACGUGAUCGAUUUGUCCGAGAGUUUGCCCCUUGGGCAUUUAGGUGUGGGGCUUCUGCGCGCCCGUUGAUUACAGUAUAUUGGGAGAAACGCUGGGAUCAACCGAUUGACGAUCUCAAGCGUGAACUUGGUAUAUGGGAUCCGCCUCAGGUUGAGUGGGGCAAAUCCCUAUCGGAGGCGAAGCGUGAGCGCGAGCGCAGAAACACUCUGGCAGAGGCGAGCAAGACAAAUGGGGCUGAAUAG
This is a messenger RNA of Rhizoctonia solani, 957 nucleotides long. Its product is annotated as Coenzyme Q (ubiquinone) biosynthesis protein Coq4. The record is from RefSeq and is a predicted model, not a curated record. Gene Ontology annotation, cellular component: mitochondrion; mitochondrial inner membrane. NCBI's taxonomy places the organism in Eukaryota, Fungi, Basidiomycota, Agaricomycetes, Cantharellales, Ceratobasidiaceae. The coding region runs from base 1 to 957 and encodes 318 amino acids. Gene Ontology annotation, biological process: ubiquinone biosynthetic process. The transcript is spliced from 5 exons.